AUGUUACCCAUUAUCUUCUCUGCCUUUACCCUGACCGCUUGCUGUUUAACCAAAGGAAGCUGCAUCUCCUAUGAUGAGCUGAAAGAGCUGAAGACUGAAUUUGCCAUCAAUCUCUACCAGCAUGUAUCUGAAGCAGAGAACAGAACCAAUCUGGUAGUGUCUCCAGCAAGCGUGGCUGUUUCUUUGGAGCUGCUGCAGUUUGGUGCUCAAGGAAAUACCUUUACAGAGCUUCAGGAUGCCCUAGGAUACAACAUUCAUGAUCCAAGCGUGCAGGACUUUUUGCAAGCGGUGUAUGAAGGAGCAGCUGACUCCAGCAGAGGCAGGUUGGUGCAGCUGGCCUGUUCCUUCUUCGUGGAUGCCGGCGUGGAGCUCUCGCCCGUCUUUGCUGCACAUGCUGCGCGCUGGGCAAACAGCAGCCUGCAGCAAACCAACCACACUGACCCUAACAGAACCACGGCUCAAAGAUGGGAAUGGCCUACUGCUGCCCUGGGAGAUGGGGACAUGCGAGACAUGCUGUCAGAGAGCACCCAGCUGCCACUCAGCCAAGUCACCCUGGUGAGCACCAUGUACUUCAAAAGCACGUGGCAAAAGAAGUUUUCCUUUAUGGAUACUCAGAUGUUGCCUUUUACCACAGCGGAGGGCUCAACCCUGAAAGUGCCCACAAUGCAUCACACAGCUGAAGUUAACUAUGGCCAGUUCCAGACUGCAGCUCUGGAGGACUUCAGCGUAGUGGAGUUACCCUACCUGGGGGAGAAAGUCAGCAUGUUCCUACUGCUUCCCAGUCACAAAAGAACAUCUUUGUCCCAGAUUGAGUCCCACCUUUCUGCCAAAACGAUAACUCUCUGGGCCAAUAGCUUAAAGAGAACAAAGAUGGACAUUUUUCUACCUAGGUUCAGUAUUCAAAGCCUUUUUGACCUAAAGACAGUUUUUUCUGCCUUGGGAAUUAGAGAUGCAUUUGAUCCCAUGACUGCUAAUUUUAAAGGCAUUUCAGAGCAAGACAGUCUUUACAUUUCAGAAGCUAUCCACAAAGCAGAAAUUGAAAUAACAGAAGAUGGUACAAAGGCAUCAGGAGCUACAGCAAUGGUACUGCUAAAAAGAUCUCGAACGCCUAUUUUCAAAGCAGACAGACCUUUCACAUUUUUCCUGAGAGAAGCUAAUACAGGCUUGGUGCUCUUUAUAGGAAGAGUUACAAACCCUUCAUAA
Messenger RNA from Colius striatus (speckled mousebird), 1203 nucleotides. It is a transcript of the gene SERPINE3, whose product is annotated as serpin family E member 3. Gene Ontology annotation, biological process: negative regulation of endopeptidase activity. Lineage: Eukaryota; Metazoa; Chordata; Aves; Coliiformes; Coliidae. Gene Ontology annotation, molecular function: serine-type endopeptidase inhibitor activity. The transcript has 8 exons. The record is from RefSeq and is a predicted model, not a curated record. Bases 1 to 1203 code for a protein of 400 amino acids.